AUGGCGGGUGUGUCGGCCAUCAGGCGGGGCCGGCCCGUGGCGAGGCGGCGCCGGGACUCUGCCCAGCCCGGAGCGGGAGCGGAGCUCGGCCGGGCCGGGCCCGCUGGAGAAGCCCCGCCCGGGGGGGCCAUGGCCGAGCGGGCCGCUGCCCAGGCUCUGGCCACCCCCCGCCCCGUGUCUGUGCAGCCCCUCCCCGCUUCUGAAGGGACCCCCGGGAGAGCAAGCGAGCUGCACCCUGCAGAGAUUUCCCUCCCUGUCCUGGCUGCCAUCCAAGCCGUGGGGAGGAAGGUGGAUUCUCAGGCUGCACAGUUGCUGAAUCUGGACGGGAGAACAGGGACGGCUGAGAAGAAACUAGUCGGCUGUGAGAAAACAAUGGUGGAGUUUGGGAACCAGCUGGAGAGUAAGUGGGCCGUGCUGGGAACUCUGAUCCAGGGGUACGGACGGCUGCAGAGGAGGCUGGAGAACAUGGAGAACCUGCUGAAGAACAGGAACUUUUGGAUCCUGAGGCUCCCCCCAGGCACUAAGGGAGAAGUUCCCAAGGUCCCGGUUAUGUUUGAAGACAUCUCAGUCCACUUCUCCAGGGAGGAGUGGGAGAAUUUAGAAGAAUGGCAGAAGGAGCUUUACAAGAACUUGAUGAAAGACAGCUAUGACUCUUUGAUCUCCCUGGACUGUACCAUCUCCAAACCUGACGUCCUAUCACCGACUGCACAGGAGGAAGAACCAGGUGUCAGGGUGCAGGGAGAUCUGGAGGGGAGAGGAACCCCUGUGGAUCCCAGCACUGGUGAGUAA
Emys orbicularis (European pond turtle) is the source of this 789-nucleotide messenger RNA. Its product is annotated as zinc finger protein 398-like. NCBI's taxonomy places the organism in Eukaryota, Metazoa, Chordata, Testudines, Emydidae. Bases 1 to 789 code for a protein of 262 amino acids. The record is from RefSeq and is a predicted model, not a curated record. The transcript is spliced from 5 exons. Gene Ontology annotation, biological process: regulation of DNA-templated transcription.